Tupaia belangeri chinensis (Chinese tree shrew) is the source of this 942-nucleotide messenger RNA. RefSeq names its product olfactory receptor 11H6. Gene Ontology annotation, biological process: G protein-coupled receptor signaling pathway. Lineage: Eukaryota; Metazoa; Chordata; Mammalia; Scandentia; Tupaiidae. The transcript has a single exon. The record is from RefSeq and is a predicted model, not a curated record. The coding region runs from base 82 to 942 and encodes 286 amino acids. Gene Ontology annotation, molecular function: G protein-coupled receptor activity; olfactory receptor activity. Gene Ontology annotation, cellular component: membrane.
UCUGACCCUGUGAGUAAAUUCAUCCUUCUUGGAUUCCCUUGUACCUGGGAGAUUCAGAUCCUUCUCUUCUCAGUCUUCUCUAUGAUCUACGGACUGACGCUAAUUGGAAAUUUUUGCAUUAUCUGUGCUGUGUGGAUGGACCAUCAUCUUCACAACCCCAUGUACAUCCUGCUGGCCAAUUUUUCUUUCCUGGAGAUCUGGUAUGUCACAUCUACUGUCCCCAAUAUGUUAGCCAACUUUCUGUCUGACAUUAACACCAUCUCCUUCUCUGGCUGCUUCCUCCAGUUCUACUUCUUUUUCUCCAUGGGCACCACAGAGACCUUCUUCUUGUCUGUCAUGGCCUUCGACAGGUACCUCGCUAUCUGUAGGCCCCUGCAUUACACCACCAUCAUGACAGUCCGACGCUGCAUCAGAAUGGGAGCUUGCUGCUGGAUUGGUGGCUUCUCCUGUUUUCUCCUCCCAGUUUAUCUCAUCUCCCAGCUUCCUUUUUGUGGCCCCAACAUUAUUGAUCACUUCUUAUGUGACCCAGGGCCUCUUUUGAAGUUGUCCUGUGAGCCCGCUUCUACCACUGAAGCCAUUUGUGCCAUAUUUAACUCAGUCCUGAUUUUCUCCACAUUCCUCUUCAUUACCAGCUCCUAUACCUCAGUGAUUAGAGCUGUGUUCAGGGUGCCCUCGGUGGAAGGCCGGAGGAAGGCUUUCUCUACCUGUGGCUCCCAUCUGGCUGUAGUGUCCCUGUUCUAUGGCUCCAUCAUGGUGAUGUAUGUGAGCCCUACAGCAGGCAAUCCGGCAGGGAUCCAGAAAAUUGUAACUCUGUUUUAUUCUGUAUUGACUCCACUUUUCAACCCCUUGAUCUAUAGCCUCCGGAAUAAGGAAAUGAAGAAGGCCAUAAGAAAGCUGUUUAGUAUUGUGAGAGUUGGUCAACAGCAGUUUUUCAAGAGCUAG